Stomoxys calcitrans (stable fly) is the source of this 779-nucleotide messenger RNA. RefSeq names its product protein MIX23 (gene Ccdc58). Gene Ontology annotation, cellular component: mitochondrion; mitochondrial intermembrane space. Lineage: Eukaryota; Metazoa; Arthropoda; Insecta; Diptera; Muscidae. The coding region runs from base 81 to 509 and encodes 142 amino acids. The transcript has 2 exons. The record is from RefSeq and is a predicted model, not a curated record.
UCGGUGUUUUUAAUCAACUGUUUUCAUUCAGCAACAUAUUUUGUAACAUUGGAAUAUUGUAAGACAAGACACAAAUUAUUAUGGCGGCUCCUUAUUCUUGUCAUGAUUUUCUUGGUUUUCAAGAUGCUCUUAAGAAAAUGCGAGAUAUUGACGAUAAGAUUAUAUAUGCCCUCAAUACGUCUCUACCAACUGAAUCUUUUAAGGGUCAAGUAGACAGUGAACAGACCUGCCGAGACUUGUAUGGUAAACUGAGAGUGGGCCAUAAACAGCGUGAAGAGGCUAUACGAAACUGCAUUAUGGUAUCUGCCGAAUCGUUGAAGGAAUUACGGGAGAAACGUGAGGCUCAGCCCGAUGAUAUGGACUUGAACAAAAAAUUCAAGUCCGAACAAAGAAAGCUGCGAGUGUUACAGUCUGAACUCAAUGUGGAGGAUAUCGUUAAGGAUCGCUCCUACAAAGCAUUUAAUGAAAGAUGCAGGGUUUAUUUCAGAGCAGGCGAUGUAGCUUUAUGAUUGCCUAAAGAAAAUCAUAAAACCGAAUCUAAACGCAAUAAGACUUCAUAUGCAAGUCCUCAAAUUGAGGAGGAGUUGCUCAACAGAUUUUAAAGUUUUUUUCUUUCGCCGGAUAUAAGUACAACGUCUUACCAUAAUGUUGGCAUUUUGAUUUUCUUAUGUAAUUAAAGAUUGAACAAUUCUAGAAAUAGGUCAAAUAUGUUAUUGUUAUUUUGUAAUUCUUUUUCCUUAAAAAAAAAGAACAAUGAAAUUCUUUGCCAAGAAUCAUAA